GAAAGCAUAGUACUUGAAAAAUAUUCCUUUCGAUUCGAAAGCGUGAGCACUGAGCAGAGCUAAGCAAGCGGCCAUGGCAGAAAUUGCUAAUCCAGGAAGUGAUGUUCCUCCUAACCAGACUAUUUAUAUCAACAAUAUCAACGAAAAGAUUAAGCUCGAUGAGCUGAAGAAGUCGCUAAAUGCGGUGUUUUCUCAAUUCGGGAAGAUAUUAGAGGUAUUGGCAUUCAAGACAUUGAAACAUAAAGGUCAAGCUUGGGUUGUUUUCGAAGAGGUUUCUUCUGCUACUAAUGCGCUUCGUCAAAUGCAAGGUUUUCCUUUCUACGACAAACCUAUGAGAAUACAGUAUGCGAAGACCAAGUCAGAUGUAAUUGCAAAAGCAGAUGGUACUUUUGUUCCUCGAGAAAAAAGGAAAAGGCAAGAAGAGAAAGGUAAUAAGAAGCGGAAAGAACAACUUGAUGCUAAUCAAACAGCUGGUGGUGUGAAUUAUGCUGGAGCUUAUGGCGUAGCGCCUCCACUUUCACAGAUCCCAUAUAUGGGUGUGAAACCAGUUGUCCCAGAAGCCCCGGCUGCACCAAAUAACAUACUUUUUGUUCAAAAUCUUCCACAUGAGGCAACUACCUUGAUGCUAUCCCUGCUGUUUAGACAAUACCCUGGCUUCAAGGAGGUGCGUAUGGUGGAAGCAAAACCGGGCAUUGCAUUUGUGGAGUACGAAAAUGAAAUGCAUUCAACGGUUGCAAUGAACGCUCUCCAGAAUUUCAAAAUGGUUGGAGAUAAUGCAAUGUUAAUCACAUAUGCAAAGAAAUAGAUGACAUCUUUGUUAAAACGUAGCGUAUGUAGAGGAUGAUUCCGGUCUAGGAACUUUAGUCGUCUUGUUGUUUUCGAGUUGCCGUUUAUCUUUCGUGCUUGCACCGAGUAUUGUUAUAUAGUACAGGAUGUAAACUUUUAGCUGGAUAUGUCUUUGAAACUUCAAUUAUGUGCCCAUUCAACAUACCGAGCAUAUUAAAAGUAAAGGAUUUUACCCUUGAUCAAUUUGAAUCUCCAUACUAGAA
Messenger RNA from Amaranthus tricolor (Joseph's coat), 1049 nucleotides. RefSeq names its product U1 small nuclear ribonucleoprotein A-like. Lineage: Eukaryota; Viridiplantae; Streptophyta; Magnoliopsida; Caryophyllales; Amaranthaceae. Gene Ontology annotation, biological process: mRNA splicing, via spliceosome. Gene Ontology annotation, cellular component: U1 snRNP. The record is from RefSeq and is a predicted model, not a curated record. Bases 74 to 805 code for a protein of 243 amino acids. The transcript has 5 exons. Gene Ontology annotation, molecular function: U1 snRNA binding.